GUUUGUCAAGGGACAAAUAACAAGCUGACACAGCUGGGGCAUGUGGAGGACCAUUUCACCAGCCUGCAGAGGAUGUAUAACAACUGCGAGGUGGUCCUGAGCAACCUAGAGAUUACGUACGUGGAGCACAAUCGUGAUCUCUCUUUCCUGAAGACUAUACAGGAGGUUGCGGGCUACGUGCUCAUUGCACUUAACAUGGUGGAUGUAAUUCCCCUAGAAAAUCUUCAGAUCAUCCGAGGCAAUGUGCUUUAUGACAACUCUUAUGCUCUGGCAGUUUUAUCCAACUACCACAUGAAUAAAACCCAAGGACUCCGUGAACUGCCAAUGAGACAGCUAUCAGAAAUUCUCAAUGGAGGUGUUAAAAUCAGCAAUAACCCCAAAUUAUGCAACAUGGACACUGUCCAGUGGAAUGACAUCAUUGACACAAGCAAAAAUCCUCCAACGGUGCUUGAUUUUGCAAGGAACCUGUCCUCUUGUCCCAAAUGCCAUCCGAACUGUACAGAGAAGUACUGCUGGGGCCCUGGUGAAGAGAACUGCCAGACACUAACAAAAGUCAUCUGUGCCCAGCAGUGCUCCGGACGGUGCAGGGGAAAGGUGCCCAGUGACUGCUGCCAYAACCAGUGUGCUGCUGGGUGUACGGGGCCUCGGGAGAGCGACUGUCUGGCAUGUCGCAAGUUCCGGGAUGAUGCCACCUGCAAGGACACAUGUCCCCCAUUAGUCCUGUACAAUCCUACCACCUACCAGAUGGAUGUCAACCCCGACGGAAAGUACAGCUUUGGAGCCACGUGCGUGAGGGAAUGUCCUCACAACUAUGUGGUGACGGACCACGGCUCCUGUGUUCGCUCGUGUAAUACUGAUACUUAUGAAGUGGAAGAAAAUGGUGUUCGGAAGUGUAAAAAAUGUGACGGGCUGUGCAGCAAAGUGUGCAAUGGCAUUGGGAUUGGUGAGCUUAAGGGAAUUCUUUCCAUAAAUGCCACAAACAUUGACUCCUUCAAAAACUGUACCAAGAUCAAUGGAGAUGUCAGCAUACUCCCAGUUGCAUUUCUAGGUGAUGCCUUCACCAAGACACUACCUCUCGACCCUAAGAAACUGGAUGUCUUCAAAACAGUCAAAGAAAUAUCAGGAUUUUUGUUGAUUCAGGCUUGGCCUGAAAAUGCUACUGAUCUCUAUGCUUUUGAAAAUCUGGAGAUUAUACGAGGCAGAACCAAGCAACAUGGCCAGUACUCCCUUGCAGUUGUUAAUUUGAAAAUUCAGUCGUUAGGGCUGCGCUCCCUUAAGGAAAUCAGUGAUGGAGAUGUUGCCAUUAUGAAGAACAAGAACCUCUGCUAUGCGGACACGAUGAACUGGCGCAGUCUGUUUGCAACUCAGAGUCAGAAAACAAAAAUAAUACAGAACAGAAAUCAAAAUGAGUGUGCUGCUGCUCAGCAUGUUUGUGACCCCCUGUGCUCAGAUAUAGGCUGCUGGGGCCCUGGGCCCUUCCACUGCUUCUCCUGCAAAUAUUUUGGCCGCCAGAAGGAGUGUGUGAAAGAGUGCAAUAUCCUGCAAGGGGAGCCCCGGGAGUUUGAAAGAGACUCAAAGUGCCUCCCAUGUCACCCCGAGUGCUUGGUGCAAAACUCCACCAUGUACAACGCCACCUGCACUGGACCUGGCCCAGACAACUGCAUGAAAUGUGCCCACUUCAUAGAUGGCCCUCACUGCGUGAAAACCUGUCCCGCGGGGGUGCUGGGAGAGAACGAUACCCUCGUCUGGAAAUACGCCGACGGAAACUCCGUCUGCCGGCUCUGCCAUCCCAACUGUACCCGCGGGUGUAAAGGGCCCGGUCUUGAAGGCUGUCCAAACGGCUCCAAAAUCCCCUCCAUCGCAGCUGGUGUGGUCGGAGGCCUCCUGUGCCUCGUCGUGGUCGGCUUGGGCAUYGGCCUCUACGUGCGCCGGCGCCACAUCGUGCGGAAGCGGACCCUGCGCCGGCUGCUCCAGGAGAGGGAACUCGUCGAACCUCUGACACCCAGCGGAGAGGCACCAAACCAGGCUCAUCUGAGAAUUUUAAAGGAAACUGAAUUUAAGAAGGUCAAAGUUUUAGGUUCGGGAGCUUUUGGCACUGUUUAUAAGGGACUUUGGAUCCCUGAAGGGGAAAAGGUGAAAAUUCCUGUUGCUAUUAAAGAGUUGAGAGAAGCUACAUCACCCAAAGCCAACAAGGAAAUACUUGAUGAAGCUUAYGUGAUGGCUAGUGUGGACAAUCCUCAUGUCUGCCGCUUGCUGGGGAUCUGCCUCACUUCCACCGUGCAGCUCAUCACGCAGCUCAUGCCGUACGGCUGCCUCCUCGACUACAUCCGCGAGCACAAGGACAACAUUGGCUCCCAGUACCUCCUCAACUGGUGUGUGCAGAUCGCAAAGGGAAUGAACUACUUGGAAGAGCGUCGCCUGGUGCACCGCGACCUUGCCGCCAGGAACGUCCUCGUCAAAACUCCUCAGCACGUGAAAAUCACCGACUUCGGGUUGGCCAAGCUGCUUGGUGCUGAUGAGAAAGAGUAUCAUGCGGAGGGAGGCAAGGUUCCUAUUAAAUGGAUGGCUUUGGAGUCAAUUUUACACCGGAUCUACACUCAUCAAAGUGAUGUCUGGAGUUAUGGUGUGACUGUCUGGGAGCUCAUGACAUUUGGGUCCAAGCCAUAUGAAGGGAUCCCUGCCAGCGAAAUUUCCUCAGUCUUGGAGAAGGGCGAGCGUUUGCCUCAGCCCCCGAUCUGUACCAUCGACGUCUACAUGAUCAUGGUCAAAUGCUGGAUGAUUGAUGCCGAUAGCCGUCCCAAGUUUCGCGAGCUCAUAGCGGAGUUCUCCAAAAUGGCCCGAGACCCUCCACGCUACCUCGUUAUACAGGGAGAUGAAAGGAUGCACUUGCCCAGCCCUACGGAUUCCAAGUUUUAUCGCACCCUGAUGGAAGAGGAAGACAUGGAAGAUAUAGUAGAUGCAGAUGAAUAUCUUGUUCCACACCAGGGAUUUUUCAACAGCCCCUCAACAUCYCGGACUCCGCUUCUGAGUUCAUUGAGUGCUACCAGCAACAAUUCUGCCACAACCUGUAUUGACAGAAACGGGCAGGGACACCCAGUGAGGGAAGACAGCUUUGCCCAGAGAUAUAGUUCAGACCCGACAGGCGCGUUCUUGGAGGACAGCAUAGACGAUGGCUUCCUGCCUGCACCAGAGUAUGUAAACCAGUUGAUGCCCAAGAAAGCAUCUGUGGCAGUGGUCCAGAAUCCAAUCUACAACAACUGCUCUGUCUCAGGAAACUCCACGGACUCGGGCUACCAGAAUUCCCACAGCACAGCCGUGGACAACCCUGAGUAUCUCAACACCAGCCAGUCUCCUCUGGGCAAGACAGUCUUCGAGAGCUCUCCAUACUGGAUCCAGGCAGGCAAUCACCAAAUAAACCUGGACAAUCCUGACUAUCAGCAGGACUUCCUGCCRAAGGAAAGCAAACCUAAUGGUCUUUUGAAAGUUCCUGCAGCAGAAAACCCAGAGUAUUUAAGGGUAGCAGCACCAAAAAGUGAAUACAUUGAAGCCUCAGCAUGACCAUAGAGAAUUACUUCUUGCAGCGAGGCAAGCCAGACUCUUGGUGAAGCACCUGGCUGCUGCAAGAACAGACUCUGCACAGAGCAAAUGGCAACUGCAUCAGCCAGCACAUCUUCCAGCAUGUGGGCUGAAAUUGCAAAGCACAUUUGACAAUAUGAGUUAGGGGUUUUCUUGCCCCUUUCCAUGUAAUAAUGGAAUUUUCCCUUUCCAUGUAAUACACCGCAUGUACUUGGAUGCAUGUUGGAAGAGAGUGGGAUCUUCCUGUGCGUAAAGAAGAGCAGAUGCAUUCCUUUCAUUUUCAAGUGGUAGCAGUGUAAGAAGCCAUUCUGGGAUGAACUUGGGAGCURUACACGUUGCACAGUCAAAUUCCUUUCUACAGUGCAUAUUUUUAUAAAUGUUUCUAAGAGAGUUUUUGGGUCUUCUACAAGAUCAGAUACUUAUACUGCUGGUCUGUUAUGUGAUGCUCAGAUCAUCAACAAGGGAAAAAAGAAGAUUGUAUUAAAUACUCUUGAGAAGAGUUUCUCAAAAGUCUUGGAACAUAAAUAGCUGUUCCAAACAAUUGAUUUUUUUUUAAACGAAUUAUCUCCUUAUUCCACUUCCUGACAAGAACAGGAAAAGUGCAUCUGGGAGAUGUGUGGGAGAUUCUGUUCACAGAAGUCUGAAGUGGAUUACUCUGGGGAAAACUAGCACAAGGACCGAAUGGCAAGACACAUCAACUUCUGACCACUAGUGCUAAAAACUGACAGGAGGAGCUCAGCUCAAAACCCUUUAUAAAUGUUUAUCAAGUGCUCACUUGUCUCUUUUCUGAUGGUCAAACACAAGACAUUUUUUUUCUGAUCCAUUCCGCAGCUGUAGAGUUGUCAAAAAUGCCUUUUUCUUUAACAAAAGUGUUAGAAGAUGUUGCCAUAACUGAAAAAUGAAGCAUCAAAUAACAUUUAACAGAGUUUUAAUUAAAAGUCAAGGAAAUGCCAACGGUGGCAAAUUGGAGUACUCRUGAGACAGACAGUCUGAAAGAACUACACUAAAUUAAACUUGACUAGGGGAAACACAGGUAGCUCUACCCAAGCAGUUUCAUUUCCCUUCUUAAGGCAGCUCAAGGCAGGAAUUGUUUUUCUGCGUACAUUUGGCACAGAAAAGGGGCACAUCAGCACUACACUUUUGUGAUCUUCAGGCAGUUGCUGCCAAUUGCUGGAUCGUUGUAGGUUAGGAGCCGGGGCUGCUUGCCUAGUUGUACUCAUCCCACUUAUCUUGGCAAUAUGGGGAGUAAUGGGAGGAUGAAUAAAUGGAAAGAAGAAAAACAGAGGAUGCUAGAAAAUUUCAUCAUCCUGUACUGAAGCACAGGGAUGCCUUCUGUUCCUUUAGAUAGACCACGUGAAGUCACAGGGUAGCAGAGGAUAUAUAGCAUUUUUUGAAGGGCAGAAAAUGGUCAAUUCUGUGCUCCACGUUGGUGCUUUGAAUAUUGCAGUAUGUUUGUCCACAUACAUAUUGCAUCUGGAAUCCAGAACCGAGCAGAAGCUCCUUAGAAAAGCCUUAGCUUUUAGAGAUUUAUUGAGGAUGGAUGGAAAAGAAUGGUCAUGUGACAUGCCCCCUUUAAAAGUAAUGCAGUGUAAAAUGCACUCAUGGUGUGUGCCAUGCCAUGGUGCACCAGCCACACAGCGGCCUGGGGUAGGACGGAGUCUUUGCUCCAAACCCCAGGGUUGUCCUGCCUGGUCCAUAUGUGUCACGGUGACCAAGUCCCCAUCACAGUCUUGUGAAGGAAGCGGCGCUUGAYUUUGCUGCUGGCUCAUAUUCCAAGCAUAAACUAGGAUCUAGUUCCCAUGUCCAGUUAAUGAUAGAUUCCUCCUUGCACCCCUGAGAGCAGAUUUGCUGGGCUGCUCUCCUGUGUGGGCGACGUACCACUUCUCCCCAUGCGCUGCCCCAGAAAAGGAUAUUUAUAAAAUCCAGAAGUACUGUAAUGGGAAUCAUGGAAGAUUUAUUGGUUUGCUAAAUUUGUUACAAUGCCAGGAAAAGCAGCAGAAAAUUAUAGCAUGCAGUGUUUUCCUACAAAAUCACUGAUGUGCAAAAUAAUUUAUUUAUAUUUUUUAUUAUUUGAAUCUGUUAUCUAAAACAAACAAAAAAGCCUUAAGGAGUAGCAGUAUGUGUCACCAGCAUUAUGUAGCAUGUAAAACAUCUAAUACAGAGGAAUGUGCUUGCCUUUUUACGACAAUUUAGGAGGGAUUCAGUAACAACCCUUUAUUAGAACUGGGAAGGCCCAUUUAAAAAUCCAGAAAUGUAAGCCUGAAAAUUGUCCUACUUUGAAUGUACUGUGCUGAGAAAUAGAGGAGAGAGGAUGCAGCAACUGCAGGCUCUCAUUACAAAGGUGCAGGGCGACUCCAGAUUUGUGGGAUUAGCAAUACUUUAAAACAAUUCCCAUGAAUAUGCACCCUCCAAGCUCCGUUCUGCAAAUUGGCAGCUCUGUAGGGAGGCGGUGCUGGGAGCGCAGGGGUGCACAGCAGCAAGGCCCUUGCUGCCUGCAUAGGGGCUGUGCUGGCUGGUGCUAAGAGCCAUUACCUAUGUGCCAGAUUGCUUCCUCUGAGGACAAAAAUCAAUCAAUAGGCAGCUGAAAUGAUCUGUUUUUCCCACUGUGACUCACGUUGCUGCAUGGACUGUCAGCUAUUUUGAGUAAGGCAGGAAUCGUGGGUUUCCACAAAGAUGAGCGAAACAAGCACACGGCAUCUUGAGAUCUCUCAUAAACCAUCAUCCAGAUAUAGCUUGGAAACUCUGCAGUUGUCUUGCAGGAGCUGUGGGUAUAAAAUGCUGACUUUUAAAAGUGCAGCUAAACAGGGAAAGGUAGCAGGCCACAGCACUUUCAGAAGCUAAAUCUUACCAAUAAAGACAAUUAAAACUGUCAUUUUUACUGUGUUACUCAUGGAAGACAAAAUGAUAUAGCCUGUAAUUUAGAGUGUGUAGCAUCUCUUAAUCAUUGGAGUAGCAGCUACUCAGGAACUGUUGUUAUAAUAAUGCAAGCACUGCAGGCUCAGAGACUUUCAAUAACUGCCAAAAACUUGGAAAUAAGUAACAGGCUUCAUGCUACCAUGAUGCUUUUCCAUGGUCUGUGUGCUUUACUUCAGUUGGGCCCUAGGUUGUCCUGCUUUGCUCCAGAGGGAAUUGGCUUGGGAGAUUUGCUGCAUCUCAGAGCAAAUUUAUUGGCAGGCCCGGGGACUUGCUCUUGCUUCCAGCUGACAGGCAGCAAUGGGAUGAGGUCUCUGGGAAGAGCUAGAGCUGGCCAGGAGGACUGCGGCGUAGGACCACACAUGGUUUAAGCCUGGGGUCCUCGGCGUGUCCAGGGGUGCUCCAGGAUGUCAGCGAGAACCUUUGCAUUUCCUGACAAGGCUCAUUUUUCAGCUUGAGUUCAACGUCCUCCGUUGGUGCCACUGCUGUCUCUCCCAAGGGGCAGUUGCAGUCGCUCCGGUUUCCUUUUCUCCUGACAUUUCUCUGUGAGAAAACACUUGAACUGCGACAAAGUGUGCAAGUGUACUUGUAACCUUCCUCCUGAUGAAAAAGGUAGAGAGAUGAAAUUUCAAACUCUGGGURUAACUCUUAGCAGGAAUGCUUUGUAAUGUUUUAUCACCACUAAUCCAAAUUUUUAUAUCAGAGUUACAUUUUCUAGCUACGCUUUUGUAAGUUUGGUUUGUCAGUUCUGACAUAGAACUUUUUAAGGAGCCUUUAAAAAAAUAAUAAAUUAUUAGAAAAAAAGUUUAUACAUAAGAAAAAAAAGACACCUUCAAGUAGCUUUUUAAAUGGACUGCACUAGGACCAAAGAUGUAAUGUCUUAUUUUCUUGCUUUAAAGCAAUACAGUGUUGAUCACCACUUCCACAACAUCCCUUUACAGGAAAAAGCUA
Nothoprocta perdicaria is the source of this 7440-nucleotide messenger RNA. RefSeq names its product epidermal growth factor receptor (gene EGFR). The coding region runs from base 73 to 3558 and encodes 1161 amino acids. Gene Ontology annotation, cellular component: basal plasma membrane; signaling receptor complex. Gene Ontology annotation, biological process: cell differentiation; multicellular organism development; positive regulation of epithelial cell proliferation. NCBI's taxonomy places the organism in Eukaryota, Metazoa, Chordata, Aves, Tinamiformes, Tinamidae. Gene Ontology annotation, molecular function: ATP binding; epidermal growth factor receptor activity; epidermal growth factor binding. The record is from RefSeq and is a predicted model, not a curated record. The transcript has 27 exons.